GAGGAGAACACCGAAAUCCAUUUGAAGAUCCAUAGCAUAGUAGAGUAGUUGUUAAUCUCUCUCCUUCCUCUCUCUUUCCUUCUUGUCGCUUUAUCUCAACCACCUAACAUCCAACGUUUUCACAAACAAACAUGGUUGUCAAGAUGAUGAAAUGGAGACCAUGGCCACCUCCAAUUUCCCGAAAGUACGAGGUUAAACUUCUCAUCAAAACUCUCCGUGCCACCGAUCUGUUACCUCAUAAUGCAUUCUCCGUUGAAAUUAGAUGGAAAGGUCCUAAACUCGCUCUUAGUUCACUCCGUCGUAACGCCGUCGUUAGAAAUUUCACCGGUGAAGCUCACCCUCUUAAAGAACAAAACGAUGUCGUUUUAUGGGAUGAAGAGUUUCAUACCUUCUGUAAUCUCUCUUCCAAUAAAGACAAUGCGUUUCAUCCUUGGGAGAUCGCUUUCACCGUCUUCAACGGUUUGAAUCAGAAGCCAAAGACUAAGAUUCCUGUGGUUGGAACAGGUUCCUUGAAUCUAGCUGAGUUUGCAUCUGUGGUUGAUCAGAAAGAUUUUGAUUUGAGCAUUCCACUUACAGUUCCUGGUGGUUCUUCUGUUGACCCUUCUCUUUCACUCACUAUAUCAAUUAGUUUAGUGGAGCUAAGAGUUUCUCAAGAGAGUAGUCAGCUUGUUCAUAAGUCAAUGGUGUCUGUUCCAUCACCCUUGGCUCAAUCAGGAGAAACUAACUUAGCAGAGAAAGAUGAACUUUCCACCAUCAAAGCUGGUCUUAGAAAAGUAAAGAUUUUGACGGAGUUUGUGUCGACAAGGAAAUCAAGAAAAGCGAACCGCGAGGAAGAGGGUAGUGAAGGAAAUUACUCUGCAAGGAGUGAGGAUGGUGAGUGCAAUUACCCUUUUGACUCUGACUCCCUUGAUGAUUUUGAGGAAGGUGAUUCACAUUCAGAAGAGGUGAAGGAGGAUUCAAGUGUGAGGAAGUCGUUCAGUUACGGGAAACUGGCGUUUGCAAAUGCUGGUGGAUCAUUCUAUUCCAGCAUGAGGGUGAAGAGUGAUGAUGAGGAUUGGGUUUACUUCAGCAAUCACAAAUCGGACAUUGGGAGUUUGCAGAAAGAGGACUCUACUGUUUCCUCCUCUGAGCCACCUGUAAUGCAAAGUUCGAGGCGCAGUAUAUUGCCUUGGAGGAAGAGGAAGUUGAGUUUCAGAUCUCCUAAAUCUAAGGGAGAGCCUUUGUUAAAGAAGGCGUAUGGAGAAGAAGGUGGUGAUGACAUUGAUUUUGAUCGCCGGCAGCUAAGCUCUGAUGAAUCUAUUUCAUUCGGGUCACAGAAGCCUGAGGACGAUUCAGGUGCAAAUCGAACAUCGGUGUCAGAAUUUGGGGAUGACAAUUUCGCGGUUGGGAGUUGGGAGCAGAAAGAAGUAAUGAGCCGUGACGGCCACAUGAAACUUCAGACACAAGUCUUCUUUGCCUCAAUUGAUCAGCGCAGCGAACGUGCAGCAGGUGAGAGUGCUUGUACAGCUCUAGUUGCUGUGAUUGCUGAUUGGUUCCAAAACAAUCGCGAACUCAUGCCGAUAAAGUCCCAGUUCGAUAGUUUGAUUCGAGACGGUUCAUUAGAAUGGAGAAACUUAUGCGAAAACCAAACAUACAGGGAACGAUUCCCCGACAAGCAUUUUGAUCUUGAAACAGUCGUUCAGGCCAAAAUACGCCCCCUUUCCGUGGUUCCUGGGAAAUCCUUUAUCGGUUUCUUUCAUCCAGAAGGAAUGGAUGAAGAAAGGUUUGAUUUUCUCCAAGGGGCCAUGUCUUUCGAUAACAUUUGGGAUGAGAUUAGUAAUGCCGGACAGGAAAACACCGAUAACGGUGAACCCCGGAUUUAUAUCAUCAGUUGGAAUGACCAUUUCUUCAUCCUCAAAGUUGAAGACGACGCUUACUGCAUCAUCGACACUCUAGGGGAGAGGCUUUACGAAGGAUGCAAUCAAGCAUAUAUCUUGAAAUUCAACAGCAACACGGUAAUAUACAAAAUGCCAGAUGUUACUCAAUCAUCAGACGAAAGCGCGUCUGGUGACCAGCAAACUGUUGCGGAUGUAUUAGAACACAAUGACAAACAGAUUCAGCAAAUCAACGGUAAGGACUCGGAGUCUGUUGUUGAGACAGAAGAACCGUUAAAAAGCGAGCAAGAGGAAGAAGAAAUUGUAUGCAGAGGGAAAGAAGCAUGCAAAGAGUACAUAAAAAGCUUCUUAGCAGCAAUACCUAUUAGAGAAUUGCAAGCAGAUGUGAAGAAAGGUUUAAUAUCAACAACACCGCUUCAUCAAAGACUACAAAUUGAGUUUCACUAUACUCAGUUGUUGCAGUCAUAUGAUGUUGUUCCUGUAACUGAAGAAUCUUUUCUUGCAGUAACUGAGGUUGACACGUAAUCGUACUGCGAAAUAACAGAAAAAAGUGCGGUUACUCUAACUAGUCUUACUAUGUAAGUGUUUUUUUUUCUUUCUGAUUUGAUGUGAAAUUAACAAAAGGAAGCUCAUUUGAACUUUUGAUGAUAAAUGAGAGAGUAAACUGAGGGUUGUGUCUGUCUAGAGAAGUGUGUCAUGUAAAUUUAUUUGUAAUUUCCUUUUCAUACUAUCUCAAACUUUUGGUUCCUAACAUAAAGAUGUGUGAAUUGGGGUUUUAAUAACUUUUGCAACAUUGUUGUAAGUCUUAUGCACUAUGAUUCCAAGAUUUUUAUUCAGAAAACUACAGCUCAAGAUAGAUUUACUGCUAAA
Molecule: messenger RNA, 2744 nt
Organism: Cicer arietinum (chickpea)
Lineage: Eukaryota; Viridiplantae; Streptophyta; Magnoliopsida; Fabales; Fabaceae
Source: RefSeq, a predicted model, not a curated record